Messenger RNA from Scheffersomyces amazonensis, 1917 nucleotides. It is a transcript of the gene RPD31, whose product is annotated as histone deacetylase. The record is from RefSeq and is a predicted model, not a curated record. Gene Ontology annotation, cellular component: nucleus; Rpd3L-Expanded complex. NCBI's taxonomy places the organism in Eukaryota, Fungi, Ascomycota, Pichiomycetes, Serinales, Debaryomycetaceae. The transcript has a single exon. Gene Ontology annotation, biological process: negative regulation of transcription by RNA polymerase II. Bases 202 to 1707 code for a protein of 501 amino acids. Gene Ontology annotation, molecular function: histone deacetylase activity.
AUGGAGUCGAGUUUUCUUGAUAAUUUUAAAAACCUAUUUGUUAAUACUGAAGAUUGAUAAGCAAACAGGUCCAGAUCAAGUUUAGAUUUUGUUAGUGGAAGGGCCCAGUUUUUAUAUAGUCUGUAUUAUUUGUUUUAGAUCCAAAUUAAUUAGAAGUUGUCGUAAUUCAACCAAUAAGAAACAAAAAAUAAGAAAUUCAAUAUGUACACACAAUUACCAUUUGAUGAAUUAAAGGUAGAUCCCACUCAAAAGAAGAGAAUAGCUUAUUUCUAUGAUGCAGAUAUAGGUAAUUACGCCUAUGGUGCAGGACAUCCUAUGAAACCACAUCGUAUAAGAAUGGCCCAUUCAUUAAUUAUGAAUUAUGGAUUAUAUAAAAAGAUGGAAAUUUAUCGUGCUAAACCAGCAACUAAACAAGAAAUGUGUCAAUUUCAUACUGAUGAAUAUAUUGAUUUUUUAAGUAGAGUUACUCCAGAUAAUUUAGAUAUGUUUUCAAAAGAACAAAUUAAAUUUAAUGUUGGAGAUGAUUGUCCAGUAUUUGAUGGAUUAUUUGAAUAUUGUGGAAUUUCUGGUGGUGGAUCUAUGGAAGGUGCUGCAAGAUUAAAUAGAGGUAAAUGUGAUAUUGCAAUUAAUUAUGCUGGUGGUUUACAUCAUGCAAAAAAAUCAGAAGCUUCAGGAUUUUGUUAUUUAAAUGAUAUUGUUCUUGGUAUAAUUGAAUUAUUAAGAUAUCAUCCUCGUGUUUUAUAUAUUGAUAUUGAUGUUCAUCAUGGUGAUGGAGUUGAAGAAGCAUUUUAUACUACUGAUAGAGUUAUGACAUGUUCAUUCCAUAAAUAUGGUGAAUUUUUCCCUGGUACUGGUGAAUUAAGAGAUAUUGGUGUAUCAAAGGGGAAAUAUUAUUCUGUUAAUGUACCAUUAAGAGAUGGUAUUGAUGAUUCAACUUAUAAAUCUAUUUUUGAACCUUUAAUAAGUAAAAUUGUUGAAUGGUAUCAACCUUCAGCUAUUGUUUUACAAUGUGGUGGUGAUUCUUUAAGUGGUGAUAGAUUAGGUUGUUUCAAUUUGUCAAUGGCAGGUCAUGCAAAUUGUAUUAACUUUGUUAAAUCAUUUAAUAUUCCAAUGAUGGUUGUUGGAGGUGGUGGUUAUACUAUGAGAAAUGUUGCAAGAACUUGGGCUUAUGAAUCAGGAUUACUUAAUAAUGUUCUUUUACCUACAGAAUUACCUUAUAAUGAAUAUUAUGAAUAUUAUGGUCCUGAUUAUAAAUUAGAUGUUAGACCUUCUAACAUGUAUAAUGCAAAUUCACCAGAAUUUUUAAAUAAGAUUUUAACUACAAUUAUAACUAAUUUAGAAAAUACUAAACAUGCACCAUCAGUUCAAAUGAAUUAUGUUCCAAAUGAUGCAGAAGAUUUAGGAGAUAUUGAAGAAGAUACUAAAGAAGCUAUUGAUACAAAAGGAGGAUCUCAACAAGCAAGAGAUGAACAAAUACAACCAGAUAAUGAAUUUUAUGAUGAAGAUGAUAAAGAUGAUGGAGAAAAAAAUAUAGAUAUACAGCAAGCACCACUUUCUGCUACUACUGAAGUUACAAAUAUAACUGAUGAUUCAACUCCUCCUUCAACUGCUGGAUCUGGUGAUAAGAAUGAAUCAAAACUUGAAGAAUCUAUAUUAACCGAUGCUGAAUUAAAGGAAAUCAAUGAACUAAAUGGAACAGAUUCAUAGUAUAAAUUCUCUUCUCCUAUCCCUUCACUUCUUGCCUAGCUAAAAUUUAUGUACUAUAUUAAUCAAAAUUGUUUUAAAUAAAUAUUCUUAAAAGUAUUCUUACUAUCGUAUAUAACUGUAGAGUCACCAGAUGGAUAUGGUGCGAAAUGACUAUUUUUCGUGGAGGAGUCAGUUAAACAUCAUCUCACUGAUAAACAAAUCAAUUAUAUA